Molecule: messenger RNA, 2824 nt
Organism: Hyla sarda
Lineage: Eukaryota; Metazoa; Chordata; Amphibia; Anura; Hylidae
Gene: PCBP3
Product: poly(rC) binding protein 3
Exons: 14
Coding region: 143-1162 (339 amino acids)
Biological process (GO): regulation of gene expression; regulation of RNA metabolic process
Cellular component (GO): nucleus; cytoplasm
Molecular function (GO): mRNA binding
Source: RefSeq, a predicted model, not a curated record
CUGAUUUUCUCCAAGCCACAAAAGGACUACAUCCCGCCAAACAAACCCUACUAAAGAAAUCCAUAAAAUUACAGACCGGUCAAGAUCCACCAACGUGUAGUUAGUACGGUGACCCAAAGAAUUGUAAUUCUUGACUUUUGAAAUGGAGUCUAAAGUCUCAGAAGGAGGUUUAAAUGUCACCUUGACAAUUCGUCUUUUAAUGCAUGGAAAAGAAGUUGGAAGCAUAAUUGGGAAGAAAGGAGAAACUGUGAAGAAGAUGCGGGAAGAGAGUGGAGCCCGAAUUAACAUUUCAGAAGGGAAUUGCCCAGAAAGAAUUGUUACCAUCACUGGACCAACAGAUGCAAUUUUCAAGGCUUUUGCUAUGAUUGCCUAUAAGUUUGAAGAGGACAUCAUAAAUUCCAUGAGUAACAGUACCGCAACCAGCAAACCUCCUGUCACUUUAAGACUUGUAGUUCCGGCCAGUCAGUGUGGGUCUUUGAUUGGAAAAGGUGGCUCCAAGAUCAAGGAAAUUAGAGAGUCUACAGGAGCUCAGGUGCAGGUGGCUGGAGACAUGCUUCCCAACUCCACGGAGCGCGCAGUAACAAUUUCGGGCACCCCCGAUGCUAUAAUCCAGUGUGUGAAGCAGAUAUGUGUAGUGAUGUUGGAGUCCCCACCAAAAGGUGCCACCAUCCCUUACCGUCCAAAACCCGCAUCCGCCCCUGUCAUUUUUGCAGGUGGUCAGGCCUAUUCUAUCCAAGGACAGUACGCAAUUCCCCACCCUGAUCAGUUGACCAAGCUCCACCAGUUGGCCAUGCAGCAAACCCCCUUUACUCCCCUCGGACAGACCACCCCUGCUUUCCCUGGAGAAAAGCUGCCCUUACAUUCCUCUGAAGAAGCUCAAAACUUGAUGGGCCAGUCAGCAGGUAUGGAUGCCAGUCCCCAGGCAAGUACUCAUGAACUCACCAUACCAAAUGAUCUAAUAGGCUGCAUCAUCGGACGCCAAGGGACCAAAAUCAAUGAAAUUCGACAGAUGUCUGGAGCACAAAUCAAAAUAGCCAGCGCCAUGGAAGGGUCAGCGGAGCGUCAGAUCACUAUCACUGGAAGCCCAGCUAACAUCAGCCUUGCUCAGUACCUCAUCAACGCCAGGCUGACGUCUGAGGUUACCGGGAUGGGCACGCUGUGAUUUCCUCCUAUGACUUCCUACUCUGACCCUUCCGCCCACAGCCGAGAAUUCUUUUACUUUCUGUCAUCAUCCCGACUACACUUCAGACCUGUAUGAUAUGUACAGGACUUGCCAAAGCUGCUUAUGGAAUGCUUACGGAUCCACGUGUCCCUUCAUAUUGUUCCAUCAAGAGCCAUUACAGUCAUAUUAAAGUCUGCUCAUGGCACAAGACUUCAUUAUAUUACAGACAGAUUUCAUAUGUAUAACUAAUGUAUUACAAUACAUGCAUGCUGAGAGAUGACGUUUCAAUGACUUGCAAGUCAGUGCAUUCUGGUCUUUACAUACAUAUUCUAGCUGGGCUCAGUAUACAGAGUAUUUUAACAUAAUGUUCAGUGUUCAUACAGCAGCACGUGCAUGUACCAUAUUUUUUGCUAAAGGAAUAUGCAUUCAAUUUUCCUAGGGGAAAUAGAGUAACAUUAGGAAAUUGGCGAUCUGUCUGUGAAGGAUUAAGCUGCUGCUGCUUUAAUUUUUUUUCAUUGUGUUGUUUUGAAUGGAAUGAUGGAUUUGUGUUUAGUGGUUAGGUAAGUAGCAUGUUCUCCUCACAUUUACUUGACGUCAUGCUGUAGUGAAGGUAGAAUAUUUGUUACAAUCUGCAGCAACCAAUCCCCUAUUAGGUUCAAUAGGCUAGGGUUGUCAUUGGUUGCUGUGGGUUACUGCAAAUCAUUUGCACUAAAUUCUUACAUAAUUCCCCUAAGGUAUGGUGAUUGUGAUCAAAGUAUCCAAAGACAAAUAAGAAAGAUCUACAAUGCUGCACACAGAAUGUGCUCCUUUUGUUUCAUGUAAUGUUCUUGGAUUACAGCAUCACCCAGAGACUUCCUUUAAAAUUCACUAAAUCACUGACGUAACUAUGGGUUGGAGUUUAUUCCCAAUUGUUCCUUUCCUAAGGUCAUACUAUGCGGAGAACUUUAUGGGUCCUCCUUACCUGUUGCCUCCAGAACAAUACAUGCUCACCACCUGCAUGGAGUAGUGUCUAGACCACCCUGCAUGGAGUAGUGUCUUAGACCACCUUGCCCCCUGUGUAAAAGUCUCUCAACUGGAUCCUUAAAUAUAUAGAAGAGUGAUCACUUUAGGUAUGCCUUUUGGGAGCCUAUGUAAUGGCUAGCUGCUAUGUAGGAGCUUUAAACGUAAAGGGGCACUACAAUUCACUGGUUUCUGAUUAUGUGAUUCCCCGUUAAGGGCCACAAUUCGCUACCUGGCUGCUAUGUUGGAGUGAUAAUGUCAUUAUACCACAGCAUAUAAGUCAGAUGUAAGCCCAACCCAAUGCCUUAUUAUCCUGACCACCCCUCUAAAACUAACCCUAGUAAAUUCUUCUAAUGAUCCUGUAUUCUGAGACUGAGUACACAGAGUGAGUGUCAUAAAUGAUGGUGUCCAAGCAGUGGUGCUCACAGUAUGCUGUCCUCACACCAGGGCCACUUAGUGCCUCUAUAUGGGUGUACCCUUGCUCCUAUUCCCCAUAGUUGAGCCUAUAAAGAAGAGUAGGCCAAAUAGUGGUGCCAGAACAGCAAUAACAUCAAUAUAGAACUAGGAUGUGAACUUUGGCCUCCAGCUCCAGGUAAGUAUGAAAACAACUUUAUUGAAGCCAUAUAGUGAAGAAAUACUUAAAUGUGUUGAAUGUAGAACAUA